Molecule: messenger RNA, 2028 nt
Organism: Ipomoea nil (Japanese morning glory)
Lineage: Eukaryota; Viridiplantae; Streptophyta; Magnoliopsida; Solanales; Convolvulaceae
Product: auxin efflux carrier component 1-like
Exons: 6
Coding region: 188-1816 (542 amino acids)
Biological process (GO): auxin export across the plasma membrane; auxin polar transport
Cellular component (GO): endoplasmic reticulum; plasma membrane
Molecular function (GO): auxin efflux transmembrane transporter activity
Source: RefSeq, a predicted model, not a curated record
CGUAACCAAAACACAUGCUCCUCCACCACUGACCACCCCCUCCUUCGUUUUGCUUCUUCAAUUCUCUUCUGCAUAGCUAGCUAGCUAGCUUGUUUGCUUUAAUUUGGUUCCAUAAAUUUUCUUGAUCUGGGUUCUUGAAUUGAAGAAAGUAGCAAGCAAAUUAAUUAAUUAAUUAAGAUCAGAUGAGAUGAUAAGUUUAGCUGAUUUGUACCAUGUAAUGACUGCAGUGGUUCCACUGUAUGUGGCCAUGAUUCUAGCCUAUGGGUCUGUGAAGUGGUGGAAGAUCUUCUCACCAGACCAGUGUUCUGGGAUCAACCGCUUUGUUGCCCUGUUUGCAGUCCCUCUCCUAUCCUUUCACUUCAUAGCAGGCAAUGAUCCAUACACCAUGAACUUACGGUUCAUUCUAGCAGACACCCUGCAGAAGCUGAUUGUUCUUGGGGUGCUAGCUGUGUGGGCUAAUCUGAGCAAGAAGGGGAGUUUGGAGUGGAGUAUAACCCUCUUCUCCCUAUCAACUUUGCCCAACACUCUUGUGAUGGGCAUCCCAUUGUUGAAAGGGAUGUAUGGGGCCUUUUCUGGGAGCUUGAUGGUUCAGAUAGUUGUACUCCAGUGCAUCAUAUGGUACACCUUGAUGCUGUUCUUGUUUGAGUUCAGAGGUGCAAGGAUGCUCAUUUCUGAGCAGUUCCCAAACACUGCUGCCUCAAUUGUGUCUAUCCAUGUCGACUCGGAUGUGAUUUCACUGGACGGAAGGCAAGGUUUGGAGACGGAGGCAGAGGUUAAAGAGGACGGCAAGCUUCAUAUCACUGUGAGAAAAUCUAAUGCCUCAAGAUCAGAUAUCUUCUCCAGAAACACCCCAAGGCCAUCAAACCUCACCAAUGCAGAGAUUUACUCUCUGCAAUCCUCAAGAAACCCCACCCCCAGAGGCUCCAGUUUCAACCACACAGACUUCUACUCAAGGAACUCAAAUUUUGGUCCAACCCCAAGGCCUUCAAACUACGAAGAAGAGACGACAAGAUUCCAUUACCCAGCUCCUAACCCAGCCAUGUUUUCGCCUUCUAAAACACUUGGAGAAGAAGGUGGCAAUAAUAAUAACAAUAAGGAUCUUCACAUGUUUGUUUGGAGCUCUAGUGCCUCUCCUGUUUCAGAUGUCUUUGGAGACCAGCCUCCUGCACCCAAAGUUGAGGGUCACAGAAACAACAAUCAAGAAAGCUACAUGGAGAGUAGGGAAGAAUUCAUGUUUGGGAAUAGAGAUGUAGAAAUAUUGAACAACCAUGAAGCAGAUGAUGAUGAUAAGAAAGUUGGAGAGAAAGCCAUGCCUCCCACCAGUGUCAUGACUAGGCUUAUACUCAUCAUGGUCUGGAGAAAACUCAUCAGAAACCCAAACACUUACUCCAGCUUGUUUGGCCUUACCUGGUCCCUAAUCUCAUUCAGGUGGAAUGUGAAGAUGCCUGCUAUAAUUGCACAGUCCAUAUCCAUUCUGUCAGAUGCAGGACUUGGCAUGGCGAUGUUCAGUCUUGGGUUGUUCAUGGCUUUGCAACCAAGAAUCAUAGCAUGUGGGAAUAGAGUAGCAGCUUUUGCCAUGGCUGUGAGGUUCCUUACUGGUCCUGCUGUCAUGGCUGCUGCUUCCAUUGCUGUUGGCCUUCGUGGUGUCCUCUUACAUGUUGCCAUUGUUCAGGCAGCUCUACCUCAAGGAAUUGUCCCCUUUGUCUUCGCCAAGGAAUACAACGUACACCCUGAUAUUCUUAGCACAGCGGUGAUAUUUGGAAUGUUAAUUGCGUUACCAAUAACGCUGGUCUACUACAUUUUGUUGGGAAUAUGAUGAUGAAGAGUGAAUUUUUGCUUAGACUCGAUUCACAUAGCUGAGCAUAUAUAAGUGAAAUGAGGAAAAAAUAGGGGAAAUAUAUAUGAAAUGUGUGUCGCUAAUGGGGUUGUAUCUGGUAGUGACAUUGUAAAAUCAAGUUUGUAGCAAAAUUAAUUGAUCACAAAAAAAAAAAUAAAUAAAUAAAAAAUAAAAAUCCUCACGAAUUAAUU